Messenger RNA from Protobothrops mucrosquamatus (brown spotted pit viper), 810 nucleotides. RefSeq names its product histone-lysine N-methyltransferase 2B-like. The record is from RefSeq and is a predicted model, not a curated record. Gene Ontology annotation, biological process: cell differentiation. The transcript has a single exon. The annotation marks the transcript as partial. NCBI's taxonomy places the organism in Eukaryota, Metazoa, Chordata, Lepidosauria, Squamata, Viperidae.
CCCUUUGCCCCACCAACACACCUGGACCUCUCGGGCUUGAAGAUCUCGCACAAGAGCAAAGCCAAAGUAAGCCGACACCACUCGGAUUCUACCUUUGGAGCCAAGUUGGGCCCGAAGCUGAGUCCGGUGCAGCCGGUUAUGCCCAUGGUGACCCAGCUAGACCUGCGUUCUGUCCGUUUGCGUUCUGUCAGCCGAUCUGAGACUGAGGAUAACUUGGACAGUCCAGAGCUACUCGAGGAACCGGGCAAGAAGGUCCGGCCCCCAGUGGCAGAAAAGCCACCCCUCUCCCGAAGGCCACCGAUGCUGUUGCAUAAAACUCCACCGGUCCAGGAGGAGUCUCCUGUGAGCUCUCCAACGUCUCCAGCCGCACCCCAAGGGUUGGUCCCUGCGGAGAACAUUUAUAUGGUGGCCAGGAGGCCAGACCACCUGUGGGAUGCAGGCACGUGGAGCCCCACAGAAUCCCCUUCUGCUGAGGGGGCAGCUUCUCCCACACAAGGCCCCACAGGGACAUUCUUCUCCACUGCACGGAGGCUCUCCGAGGGCAGCUUGGAGGAGGAUGAGCAGAUGAAGGCCAAGGCUCUCGAUGAGGUGGUGCCUGGGGGAGAGAGCCGUAAAGCUAAAGUCCCACCUCCUGUCCCAAAGAAGCCUAGUGUACUUUACCUGCCUUUGGUGACUUCCCCACUCCACCCAGGGCCUUGUCCUGGGGAUCAGAGGUUGCCUCCUAGCCCAGUUAUCAUGCUAGAUGAGGAUUCUGCCUACUCAGAACUGACCACCUACCAAGUGCCGUCUCCUGUUGCCAAUGAGGUGAAU